AUGCCAAAGGCAAAGUCGACAUCAACAAGAGCAGCGCGCUCAACGCGUAUCGUGAAGACUUCACCCAAGGACCACACGGCCGCACUUCCACCCCGGUCAUCCACGCUCCCACCGUCGCCGACGACGCCGACGACGCUCCCGCACGACUCGUUGCCUCAGCCCGAGACGGCCAUCGCACCGCUUACACCUCCAACGCCGACAUGCUCGCUCGGAGCCGCGGUCCUCUCGACCCCGGCCAUCGUCGACCUGCUCGUCGCGCACCUCCCUAAACCGGCGUACCCGACCCUACGUGCCGUCUCCCGUCCCUUCCAUGACGCCGUGAGCGCAGUCAUGUACCGACACGUGCAUGUGUACGUCGAGACAAGAGUGCACCCCAAGACGGGCAAGCGCGGCAUUGUCGUCCAGAUUGUGCAGCCGUUCACCCGCGGAGUCAAGGGCAGAGGCAGUCGCAUACCGGGGCUCAAGUGGGGCCGCCAAGCCAAGGCCGACCACGAGCUGUGCAUCACCCGUAUGCGGAUGUACACCCGUGUGCUGGAUCUAGGUGCCCCGUCGAGCUACUUUCACCUCCUGGCACCCCCAGGCCGCCAGGAGCUCUUCGACGCGCUCGCCGGCGUCACGACGAUCAGGUCCAGCGAGCUAUCCUUUGGGGACAAGCCCAACGCCGUGCCGUUCCCGACCGACACGCACAUUGCCUUCUUCAACCUGACCAAGGAAAAGGUCGACCCGCCGUUCAUGAUCGUCGAGUUUCCCGACGCCGUGCGCAGUGCGACCCUGUCCAUCAGCUUCAACAUGCUCCGCACCAAUCUCACCUCGGCAUCAAUCAUGAUCCCCGACGCGAAUCAUGCGCGAGUCGAGGAUGUGACGCUUGUCUUCCGCCCGUACGCCAAGCCGACUGGCCCAUGGCGCGUUGGCGGGUACACUUCCCUUGGCUUCCUCAAGAAUGUCGUCCAGACCAUCUCGUUGAGCCUCCCUCGUGUCCGCUACACGCUUGUAGGACUCGAGAGGUUUCAGCCCGAGUGGCUAAACCUCGACUUUGACCCCGCCGGCAUGGGGUGGGACCAGCGCAAGGUCCUGCUGAUUGGAGCGAUUCACGACGAGAUUCGCAAGUGGUGGGGCACGCUGGGCCGGGGCGAGGGCGACGACGGGGUCGAUGUCGAGCGGGCACUGCGAGGUGUAAAUGUGCUCACGCAGCACGAGUAUCGCGACGCGGUUGGUGCCAAGACCUUUGCCCUGGUCAUGGCCGAGCCGUGGCAGGUCAUGGGCCAGCCGAGCGAUCGCAAGCACGCCAACGUGGUGCACACGUUGCACUUUAUGUAA
This is a messenger RNA of Vanrija pseudolonga, 1317 nucleotides long. RefSeq lists its product as uncharacterized. Lineage: Eukaryota; Fungi; Basidiomycota; Tremellomycetes; Trichosporonales; Trichosporonaceae. The transcript has a single exon. The record is from RefSeq and is a predicted model, not a curated record. Bases 1 to 1317 code for a protein of 438 amino acids.